AUGCCACAAAUGAGAGCUGUCGUGGUCGAGGGUGGCAAAGGUCCCGCGGACGCCAUGUCCAUCCAGGAGAUCCCAAAGCCGACACCCUCAGCUGGGCAGGCCUUGAUCAAAGUCAAGGCAUUUGGGCUGAACCGCAUGGACCUGCUGCAGAGAGAGGGGCUGUACCCUCUUCCGCCACAGGCGCCAGAGACCAUGGGGGUCGAGUUCUCAGGCACUGUGGAGUCGGUUGCUGCUGGCGCGGAAAGCGACUUCAAGGUUGGGGAUGCCGUGUUCGGUCUCGCGUAUGGAGGAGCGUAUGCGGAGUUCAUCGUCGUCGAUACAGGGAUGUUGGUGCAUAAGCCUGCAGAGCUCUCAUGGGAACAAGCUGCCUGUGUUCCGGAGACAUGGAUUACCGCAUCGCAAGCCCUCCACAUCAUCGGAGGUUUUCAGGCCGGGCGUUCCGUACUUUGGCACGCCGGUGCCUCAUCCGUCUCUAUCUGUGGUAUUCAACUCGCUAAAGCAGAAGGUGCCAAAGCUGUCUAUGCGACGGCUGGCUCCCAAGAAAAAUGCGAUUUCCUCGUUAACGAACUCGGUGUCACGGCCGCCUUCAACUACAAGACCCAAGACUGGGCCGCUGAGAUUAAGAAGAUCACGGCUGGGGCAGGCGUCGAUUUGAUUGUUGACUUUGUCGGAGCAAAUUACUUCCAGGGGAAUAUAGACGCCGCGGCGCGCGAUGGCCGCAUUGUCAUUCUGGGCCUGAUGAGCGGGCAGAAGUUGCCGAAUGGCGUGGACAUUGGCGGACUGCUGUUUAAGAGACUUCGCGUCGAGGGCAGUACGCUUCGAAGUCGGGAGCUGGAAUACCAGCGGAAGCUCAGAGAUUCCAUGGUGGAGCACGUUCUUCCGAGACUCAAGGAUGGGUCCUUCAAGGUCUUUGUAGAGAAGGUGUUUCCCUUUGCGAAGAUUGUGGAAGCUCAUAAGUUGCUGGAGAGUAACCAGACGAGGGGCAAGUUGGUGUGUGUCAUAUAA
Molecule: messenger RNA, 1005 nt
Organism: Aspergillus niger
Lineage: Eukaryota; Fungi; Ascomycota; Eurotiomycetes; Eurotiales; Aspergillaceae
Exons: 4
Coding region: 1-1005 (334 amino acids)
Molecular function (GO): oxidoreductase activity
Source: RefSeq, a predicted model, not a curated record